Molecule: messenger RNA, 2927 nt
Organism: Lytechinus variegatus (green sea urchin)
Lineage: Eukaryota; Metazoa; Echinodermata; Echinoidea; Temnopleuroida; Toxopneustidae
Exons: 8
Coding region: 5-1786 (593 amino acids)
Biological process (GO): RNA polymerase I preinitiation complex assembly; nucleolar large rRNA transcription by RNA polymerase I
Cellular component (GO): RNA polymerase I core factor complex; RNA polymerase transcription factor SL1 complex
Molecular function (GO): RNA polymerase I core promoter sequence-specific DNA binding
Source: RefSeq, a predicted model, not a curated record
AUCCAUGAAUAAAAACAAGAACGUGUGUAGGCCCACUGAUGAAGACUUUGUUCAGAAGAAGAAGAAGAAGUUCCGUCUUGUGCAUCUUCUUGGAAUCCUGUAUGCUGCCCUCAGGUUUCUUGGAGAACCAGUCUUGGUCUCAGACCUUGUCAGAUGGGUUUUAGAGGGUCACCUGCCUUUCUAUGGAACCAGCGAUGUCCUACCUAAGGACAUCACAGGCAAGUUUGAUUCGUCUGGUACUCAUGUGUUCCUUGUGGCUAAACCAGAUCUGCUUUAUACCUCUAAGCUUCAAGAGCCAGUCUCUCAUGUUCUUAGUGUGUUAGAUAUCGAUCUACCAGUCUUUGAUCACCUGAAGCUGGACUUUGUCAUUGGUCGAUUUAUCUCAUCGCUUCAUCUGCCAGCAUCAUUCCUUCAAAUCACCCAUCAUCUGAUGACCAAAUACCCAGCCACCGUUGAUCAUCCGCGGAAUAAAAAGAAGAAGAAUAAAAAGGAACAAUUCGAGAUAGAGGAAGGUCCAGCUUUGGCUUACAUCAUAGUCGCGAUGAAGCUACUCUUUGGAUUGGACGGACACACUGAGGUGCUUUCUUCAGAGAUUGGAAGAAUCGUUAGGAACAAACUACCUACAGGUAGCAAGGUUGUCCCAUUUAUAUUUGAGGAGUGGAUGGCUUGUGAAAAACUGAGGGCAAAACACCAUCAGAUCAAAACCAACAUUUUCAGCCAUCAGGCAUGCAGAGAGGUGAGUGAUGUUUCAAGAUUCAUCGAUCAGCAUUCCAAGUCCUUCCUACUCAACUCAAAAAGAGAAACACUAUACAAAGCCGUAAAGUACCAAGGUCAGAGCCUUGGAAGUGAGAUGCAGCGACCAUUUAUGAAAGUCAGAGAUCAAGGUGAACCAAGUGGCCAGUCAUGUAUUCAUGAUGCUCCAAGCAGCUUUCCAUACCCCGGGAAUGGUCUUGACCAGAGAUCGGAAAGAGAAUCCAACAGUACGGAGUCUGGUACUGGAAUAGGUCAUGGUGCUGUGCCCUCUGCUACCAAUGGUGUCCACUGGAUCUCCAAGAACUAUCUUGCUUCAUGCAACUUCUCAAGGAGCAGCGUAGACUACCUUGUGAAUCUCACCAAGUUCUGUAAGAAGAACGAUUUGGAUCUGGAAAGCGUAUUAAGCGAUGAGAGACUGAAGAAGAUCAUGUCAGAGAAGAAGGCAGAGUCUGACGCCGGUGGGAGUGAGCAAAGAGGAGGGAAGAGAAAGAAAGCUGGCAGUAAAGCUAAAGGCAAAGGAGAGACUCCAGGUCAUCAAGAUGAAGACGAUUCUGACCCAGCUGCAGCUUCUGAAGGCACAUCAAAGCACACAAGGACAAAGAGAAAGAGGAUUAGAAGAGAAGAGGACAAUACUGGAAAUGGAAACCUAAGGACAAUGAAAGGGGCAGGAACUGACUCCAUGAGCCGAAGUGAUGUUGAGGAACUACCCUAUGAGCAAUGGAAACAAAUGGUGUUAUCAAGGACAGAGGAAGCAGAUGUCAGUAAGGACAAUCCUGGUAAGUCUUCCACAGGACUUGUUUCCUACAGCGUCUCCUACACCAGGUACAAGCCAGUCAGUGUUAAGCAAGCCAAGGCUAGUAUGUAUCAAGACGGUGAACCAGCAGCAUGGAGGCCGUUCCAUCGGUCGUACCAGUGGCUUCUAGAGCACUGUGCUGCCCUCUUGAGACUAGACUGGAUGUACAUUCAUGAAGCAGUGGCUGCAUUAGAAAAUCGGAUAUUUGAUUUGGAGGGCCACAAAAUAUGGACCCAUUAACUACAGGAUUCUGUAAUUCCCACAGGGACUACUCGGCGCUGAAUUCAUGACAUGUCAUGUAGCCCUCAACAAGAAUUUAGUAAACAGCAAAAGGGAUUUCAAGUUUGGUGUUGGUGUUUGCUUCGAAAGGACAAAUCAGAUAGCUGCCCCUAGCUUCAAUACCUACAUCAUAUAACUUCUAGUGUGACCAUCUCAGCACCGGCUUCAGAUAACAUUUGGUGCUGUUUUGAUGAAAAAUUUGGCCACCACCAAUACAAAAAUAUAAGCACCAAGUUUGAAAUCAUUCAUUGUUGACAGCAGGGCUGCUCGCAAGUCGGCAAUAAAAUGAAGAGCUUCCUUUGAAGGUGUCAAACUAAAUCUCCCUUGCUGUUCUCCGAUAUAUAAAGUUUUGGGUUAAUAGAGGCAGAAAUGUUUUGAGCCUCAGGUGUAUUAUGACAUUUUCUGCCAUGAAGUAAAGGCCCCUUCACAUCAUUCCAUGCAAGCCUUGCGGGGUAUUGCCCGCAACUCGCCCGCAAAAAUGUUUUGAGCAUGUUUAACACUUUUCUGCGUGCCAAUCAGACUUGCGUGCGCAUCUGCGUGUAAGAUACUGUCAAUUCAGCCGACCUGCGGGUAGCAAAAAUAGUUAUCCGCAAGUCACAUGGAACGAUGAGACUGGGUCUUCAUAAACGUACUUGAUUGAGAAAGUUGUUUGAACUACUUUUCCAAACUUACAUUUAUUCUUGGCACAAGAAGCCUCUUUGAUAGGUUCUAUUAAUACAGGAAAGAGUACAAUUUACAAGAAAAUAUUGAUAUCCCACCAAUGCAAGCAAGUCAACCAUACACAACUACCUGUUGUCGUUUUAUCAACGGUGGUUUUUUGAAAACCUGAUAGUUUGUCAGAGGAUUGACAGGUAUGGCAACAAGCGGACCAAAUCCUGAUAUCCUUAGUUAAAAUAUGAAUGGUAAAUUUAAAACAUGUAGGUCCUGUGGAAACAAAUUGUUUGAAUAACUUACUAAGAAAAUCUAUCUGAUUAUCUUAAUUCAUUUUCCUUUUUAAAUACCAAUAUGGAAAAAUCAUAUUACAGAUAAACCUGUAAGAGCAGUAUUUCCUUAGAGUUGUGGGUGACAUUAGCAGGGUCUCUGAAAAAAUAUGUGAUCACAC